This is a messenger RNA of Acanthaster planci (crown-of-thorns starfish), 766 nucleotides long. RefSeq lists its product as uncharacterized. Lineage: Eukaryota; Metazoa; Echinodermata; Asteroidea; Valvatida; Acanthasteridae. The record is from RefSeq and is a predicted model, not a curated record.
UUUGCAGGAAGAAGAUGGGCAGUGGGGAGCUAUGGUUUACCAAUGCCUGCGACUGGUUGCCCGACUGGUGUUGGUUUUACCUGGGAGACUGGUUUUCGCUUUCAGGACACGGAGAACAGGGGAUCGAACAACGAACGGUCACCGAACAUAUAUAAUGAUAUACACUUGAUGGCACAUCAGCGCAAUGAUAUGGCACCGUUCCAAUACAACCAUAAUACUGGUCAAUACAACCAUGAUACUGUCAUUCAUUAUUGUUGUAUGACGACUGAGGACAUCUACAAGCCCAUCAAUCUGCCAGCUGAUCGUCCGUUUUAUCUCUUUGCCUUCACUGACCAAUGUCAGCCGGUACAAGGGAUGGAAGACACCUUGGAAUGGUUUAAGCGGGACAACGAAGAUGGCAGUAACAGUAGAAACAACCUUGUUGGUCAUCACCCUUACUACGAAACAGCCAGCGGAAUAAAUAAUCAUAAGCAUUAUUAUUGUUACCGUGACCAUUGACCCUUUGUAAGUGACGGAAAACCCAGAUGGCAGGGAUAUUUUAUCGCAAGUGUGUGGCCCCAAGGGAGGAUCAAAUUCAUAAUGUCCUUUGCAGUAAAAAAAUUAACAUGUAGAAAUUUUUUUGGCUCUGGAAAAAUACUAAUAAAAUUAUUGCUUUUUGUGAAAGGUAAGUAUCCUGUGUUCUGAGUUUAAUUGUGGAUUGUAGAUAUUAAAAAAUACAAUGCAGUUGUUAGUUUUCGGUUUACUUCAUGUCAGAUAAUGAACAAUU